CGCGUAGGCCAAAAACUCCGCGGGCCCCAGGAAGCGGCCUGGAGGUGGCUGCGGACCUCCUCGGCCUGGCCUGCCCUUGCCCCGGCCGAGCUGCGGUGGCCCGCGGCCGGGCUUUUUGCGGCGGCAGAACCGUGAGGGGGCCGUGGCUCCCGCCCGCCCUCCAGGGGAGCGCCGCAAAAAGCGCGCACCGCCUUCCCCUCCGCCGGGCGGCGGCUUGGCCUCGCCGGCUUGCCGUAGCGGGGCUGGCGGGGGAGCCGCCGCUGCCAUCACCGCCGCUGUUGCCGCCGUUAACAGCCGUGCGGGGCUUCCGCGCUGCUGAGGCCGCCGCGAUGGCGCAGCAGGGGCCGAGCGUCACGCUGUCCCUCACGCUGCCUAUCACCUGCCACAUCUGCCUGGGGAAGGUCCGUCACCCGGUCAUCUGUGUCAACAACCAUGUCUUCUGUUCCAUUUGUAUUGAAGUAUGGCUAAAGAACAAUAAUCAGUGUCCAGCUUGCAGGAUUCCCAUCACGCCUGAAAAUCCUUGCAAGGAAAUUAUAGGAGGAACGAGUGAAAGUGAUCCUAUAUUUAGUCCAACCGUCAGAAAACACCUACGUAAAACAAGGCUUGAAUUGCUUCACAAAGAAUAUGAGGAUGAAAUCGAAUCCCUGCAAAAAGAAGUGGAAGAUUUGAGAGGUAAAAAUCUCAGUUUACAGACACAGCUGAAAUCUCUUCUGGAUCCUACGGCAUCAGCUUUGUCUUGCCAGAACGAGGAAACUACCCAGUCAGCAAAUGAAGCAAGUACCAGUGGCCCAGAAACCCCAGAGGAAUGGAGCAAAAAGCUGAAAGCUGCCAAUGAUAUGUAUGAAAAAGUGGUGGAUAGUGUGGAAAAGCUAAAGGAGGCAAAUAAGAAACUGAGCAUGGAAAACAGUAGCCUUUUAAGAGAGAAUUUGCGACUAAAAGCUGAAGUUGAUAGUAGAUCACCCCAAAAGUUUGGUAGGUUUACAGUAGCUGCGCUUCAGUCCAAAGUAGAACAAAGUGAACGUGAGAUGAACCGUCUAAAAAAGGCACUGGAAAGAAGCGAUAAAUACAUAGAAGAAAUGGAGUGUCAGCUUUUACAGCUGAAAAAUGCAGGCGAAGGAGCCCAGACGGUGAGUGCUGUUAGUGAGAGAGCACUUUCCGCAGAUGCUAAAGGAGCUGAGAGCAGUGAAGACACAACAUGUUUGAAAACCCAAACUGAGGAGAAAAAAGCUUUGACUACCGGUCAAAGUCCUGACAGUCUUGAACAGAUGACGAGCGGUGGAACUUGUUUAAGCUCUUCUCGUCAAGAUGGUUCAAAUGGCUCAAAUACCCAGUGUGCCCCAAAUAAAGAAUUAUUUCCAGGGUGUCAGGGGGUUCUCCUGGAUGAAAAUAGUACAAAUAUGGAUGCCUGCUUAGAAGAGCAGUGGAAUAAAAUUGAGGAAUGUACCCCAUAUAAGGAUGAAGAACUUUAUGAUCUUCCACCGCCAUGCACUCCUUUUCUGUCUCUCAGCCGCCUUCAGUUGAACACUCCCGAUGGAAAAGAAAAUGCAAGGAAAUCAUCAACAUUCCUGAGAAAACUGAAAUUUGAAGAGUUUUGUGACACUUCGGAUGAUUGCAGCAAAGAUUCUCCAGAGCACAGCACAAGCAGCUGUAAUAGCGAAAAGAAGCUAAACUGUUUCACCACAGGAAAAUCAGGGUUUUGGGGGACCUGCCCAACAAAUUUUGCUGAUAACUUAGAUUUUGAUGAAUCAGAGCAAAAUUCAGUCGCUGGUCAGUCAGAUGAGACAUCAGCAAAGUCCAGUGAUAAAACAAGUUCUUGCUUACCUAAAAGGUUACAUACUCUCUGCUCUUCCGAAAUGAAUCGCACAAGAACCUCCAGUGAGGCAUCUAUGGAUGCUGCCUACCUCGAUAAAAUUUCUGAGUUGGACUCAAUGAUGUCCGAAUCAGACAACAGCAAGAGUCCAUGCUAUAAUUUCAAGUCCUCCGAUCUUGAUAAUUCUUCAAAGUCAACAGAGUGCUCUAAGCUUCUGAAUGAAACUGAGAAGAAACUGGAAGAGAUGAAUGAGGAACAGAGUAUGAAGUGUCCAGAGACGAGCGAUCUAGCAGUUGAUAGAACUGGCUGGAAACCUGCUAUGUUUUCUAUCCUCUCCCCAUCUGAGGUAGAUAUGAAUGACCACUUUCCGCUGUUUACAAGCCAAAACGUAGUAGCUAGUGAUAUCAAACCUCCAAACUGUUUAUUUCAAAGAGACUUUUCCCAGAGUUCGCUAUUCAGUAACUCACAAAGGUUGUUUGAGGAACAAAAGUUUGGUUCCUGCUUUCUAAAGAUGUCGUCUGACCUGCACAAUCCGCUGAAUCCUCCUUGGGUGUCCUCCUUUAUAGCUGAAAGGAAAAAUAAAAAUGCCAGUCAGUCGACCAAGAGGAAAAUACAAAGCAGCCUUUCCAGUGCUAGUCCGUCAAAAACCACCAAAAACUGACUUUGCUUGGAAAUCGAACGUGACUCAAAGUCUUCAACCUGCAAAUGUUUAAUAUUUACAGGUGAACUUAAUUUUUAAUGACUUCCAUGCAAUCUGAUCCUGUCUUUUUCGACUAUGUGAAAACUGAACUUUCCCUUGUCCAUUACAAGCUCUUUCUUAGGGAAGAACCAUUCCAGAUUCUUUUCUUUGGCUGGGCACUUUGUUUACUUGGGGGUUUGGGGUUUUUGGGUGCUCUUUUAUGUUUUCAGGUUACAUGAUCUUCCAGUUGUGAACGCAGCUAACAGCUCCCUUGAACAGGACAGUUCUGUUUUAAGUGGUCUUGUCAAAUCAGUCAUUUAUGUAAGAAUUUGUUUUAAAGGUUACGUUUCCCAUUCCUAAAGAUUACAUUUUGCGCGUGUAAGGCAGCUACUGGCUAUAUAUCCUAUGGAUUCAUGAAACUGCUAUAAAACAAUGUCAGUUGCCAUAAAACUUGCCUCCCAGAGGAAAUGUUGCUGCUUGGACUGUUUCAUAGCACUGUACUGUACUGAAACUCUUGUUUUAAGUGGGUGUAAGGUAACAGCCUUUUUCUUUUCAGGGUUACAGCACUUCAGUUAGAAAACAUGUCUUCUUUAACACUGCAAACGUGGCUUGUAUUUUUCGAAGUUAAGCACAAUUUUUAAUUUAGUUCCUAAAAAGCAUUGCUAUACUGAAUGUGUUCAGUAUGCCUGUAUAGACCAUAAAAAUGGGUUUGUAUGCUAAUGAUUUGUUUACCUAAUGUGCACUGAACAUUUUACAUUAAUACUGUACCAUUUUACAUUAAUACUGCAUGCUUUUCUAUGUGAAUUGAAUAAAACAUGUUAUAAGCACUGUAA
Molecule: messenger RNA, 3322 nt
Organism: Chroicocephalus ridibundus (black-headed gull)
Lineage: Eukaryota; Metazoa; Chordata; Aves; Charadriiformes; Laridae
Gene: OBI1
Product: ORC ubiquitin ligase 1
Exons: 6
Coding region: 330-2471 (713 amino acids)
Biological process (GO): protein monoubiquitination; regulation of DNA replication
Molecular function (GO): ubiquitin-protein transferase activity
Source: RefSeq, a predicted model, not a curated record